AUGACGAUCACUCUUGAUGAUGUUUCCACUUUACUUCAUCUCCCGGUGAUGGGACAGUUAUGCGAUUUNGAGGAGUUGGAGUUUGAGGAGGCUCGUACAGCCCUCGNAGACCNGCUUGGCGUUGACGGUGGNACAGCUGGUGCUGAGAUGGAGGAUGCACGUGGUACGAAAGUCAGACUCAGCUGGCUGAGAGACAUAUAUGUUCAGAGGUGUCAGUCGCAGGAUUGGGACUAUGCUGCCAGAGCAUAUCUGUUGCAUCUAGGCGUUGCUGCACUUGCCCAUUUGUACGAGCAGCUUGGGGAUUCCAGUCUAGCUUCCACGAAGCAGAUGGCUGGAUAUCUGACUCUUUUCCAGAGUUGGAUAUACGAGCAUUUCCCUAGCAUGGGAAGGAGGCGGUUGGUGUCUUCUUAUGAUGACACCACACCACGUGCGACUAGGUGGCAGAGCCUUCGGCAGAGUUCGACUCUUGCAGAAAUCCGGUCGCAGUUGGAUGGCCUGACAUAUGGUGGAGUUCUAUGGCAUCCAUACGAGGGACAUCGGGGCAUUCGUCCAUUAUUCGGAAUUUGUAUGUAUUCUGGAUGGAUUCGGAUUGGUGACACCCUUUCCCGUCAUUUGCCUGAGCGUGUGAUGAGGCAGUUUGGAUUUUACCAGGAGAUUCCACGACCACCCACUGUCAUUGCAGAUGCAAAAUCAACAACGUCCACAAUGAAGGGGUGA
Molecule: messenger RNA, 717 nt
Organism: Vigna radiata var. radiata (mung bean)
Lineage: Eukaryota; Viridiplantae; Streptophyta; Magnoliopsida; Fabales; Fabaceae
Product: protein MAIN-LIKE 1-like
Exons: 3
Coding region: 1-717 (238 amino acids)
Biological process (GO): meristem maintenance; meristem development
Source: RefSeq, a predicted model, not a curated record